Linum tenue is the source of this 219-nucleotide messenger RNA. Lineage: Eukaryota; Viridiplantae; Streptophyta; Magnoliopsida; Malpighiales; Linaceae. The record is from the annotation of a GenBank genome assembly.
GGUGCCGUAGCUAAUCGAGUCGCUCUAGAAGCAUGUGUACAAGCUCGUAACGAAGGGCGUGAUCUUGCUCAGGAAGGCAAUUCAAUUCUUCGACAGGCUAGUAAAUGGAGCCCUGAACUAGCUGCUGCUUGUGAGGUAUGGAAAGAGAUUCGCUUUGACUUGAAACCAGUGUGGAUCCAAAUGAGAAAAAAGAAAGAGAUAAUAAGGAGGCUCCUGUAG